AUGAUGUGGUCGUUUGGCAAGCUUCUGCUGGCCUUCGCAGUUGCAUCCACCAGUGCCGCCACCGCCAAUGCCGCCGUGGUGUUCGAUCGCACCAUCUAUUACCACAAUACGCCGCCCGAUGCCGCGGGCCACUAUCGAUUCGAGUUCCAGACGACCAACGGCAUCACCACCAAGGCGGCUGGCAACGAGAAUGGGGCCGUGGGCGUAGUCCAAUAUGUCUCCCUCGAGGGCAUACCCGUGACCUUCACGUACGUGGCCGAUGCCGAUGGGUAUCGAGCCGAGGGCGAGCACAUUCCCGCCGUGCCGCUGCAUGUGCUCCGUCAGCUGGAAUACAUUCGCACGCAUCCAGCGGUGGAUGAGCACAGGUCGAGGCGUUGGUAA
Drosophila persimilis is the source of this 381-nucleotide messenger RNA. RefSeq names its product pupal cuticle protein Edg-78E (gene Cpr78Ca). NCBI's taxonomy places the organism in Eukaryota, Metazoa, Arthropoda, Insecta, Diptera, Drosophilidae. Gene Ontology annotation, cellular component: chitin-based extracellular matrix. The transcript has 2 exons. Gene Ontology annotation, molecular function: structural constituent of chitin-based larval cuticle. The record is from RefSeq and is a predicted model, not a curated record. The coding region runs from base 1 to 381 and encodes 126 amino acids.